AUGCCUCUUACCGGAGACAACAGAAGUGGAAAAUCACCAGACGCCGCUCGAGGAGGAAUACUGAGCGGUUGGUUGGGCGGCUCUGGAUCUCCCAACAGCGCGGAAGGAACCAGUCCGACAACCCAGACGAACAAAAUGAACGAUGUCGACGCAGACGGAACGCCCUCGAGGUUGCAGAGGAGGGCGACAGCUGGCCAAACGUCAAAAGGAACCUCGCCAAAUACCUCAAGAUUCGCCUUCUUCAGCUCUCCGUUCGGGAAGAGUAACCAGGCUGUCCCCGACCCGAAGCAAGACGAGGAGCUGUUAAGCCUCAACAUCCAAGAAGCCCUCUUCCCUCCGUCUUCACCGACACAUCGGGACGCCUUCUCCCCUGCGGCGUUCAAGAAUCUCGAGACUACGGCAAUCGGCCUAUUGACGAAAUACCAAAACGCCUUCCAACGGCAGCAUGCCACAAUCCAAGAGAUGCGGGAAGAGAAGGACGCUCAGGAGGACGAGAACGAGGAAGCCGACACACGAAUUCAGCACCUAAAGGUUCAACUUGAGAACAUGGCCUCCAAGGUCGCCGAGCAGGAGCAGUCCAUGCAACAACUCAUGGCGGAACUAGCGGCGGAGAAAAAGGCAAGGCAAGAGGAGCGUUUGAUGAGCCAACGGGGCCGGCCUAUUUCCGAGGGAUCAUCAAUAUCCGAAGACCUGGGUGUGGAGGAAGAUCAGGCGAGGAGAAAGUGGAGAAAGAGUGCCGGGUUCGACACCGAUGAGGAAAGCGUCGAGGACGCCAGCGUCUUCUCGAGAUCACGAAGCCCGACCACCGCCGCGCCGAGCGUCUUUGAGGGUAACGAUACGCCUCCCGCGCUCGCCAGGAGCAAUACCGGCAAUACCCUGGGCCCCCCGAAAGCGUCGCGGCCGGUUGCCCCAAAGACUCCGCAGCAGACGAGCGUGUUCCAGAAGUUGAUGCGAGGUGUGACGGGCGACGCAAACCAACAAGCCGGCGCGACGUCAUGUACGAACUGUCGCGGCCAGGACGAGCGGGCUGCGUGGGACACCGUCAGCCUACUGAGGGAUGAGAACCGCGGCCUGAAGCACCGUGUUGCUGAGCUCGAAACGUGUGUGGAUACUGCGUUGGACGUCGUGAACGGUCUUAGACUUGACUAA
Colletotrichum aenigma is the source of this 1149-nucleotide messenger RNA. RefSeq lists its product as uncharacterized. The coding region runs from base 1 to 1149 and encodes 382 amino acids. The transcript has a single exon. NCBI's taxonomy places the organism in Eukaryota, Fungi, Ascomycota, Sordariomycetes, Glomerellales, Glomerellaceae. The record is from RefSeq and is a predicted model, not a curated record.